ACAGUUAUAUUAUUGGAGUCUCUCUCUAGCAACACAACAGCAGUACAUAAUAGAAGAGGAGAGGAAGAAGACACAAAGUAGAAGGAGAGGCAAGAGAAAGAGAAAGGAAAAAGUAUAGCCAUCUAGAGAAAACAACAAAGAUAUAAAAGGAGAAGAAGAAAAAGGCUUGGUUUUUCCAUGGAAGUUAGCCUGAAAAUGGCAAACAUGCUUAGCGUACAGCGUGAUUUGAACCUGAAAGAGACUGAACUCUGUCUGGGAUUGCCUGGUGGUGGCAAAACUGAACCUGAAACACCCAAGGCCACUGGAAAAAGAGGUUUCUUUGAGACUGUUGAUUUGAAACUUCAUCUUCAGUCUAAAGAAGCCGUGGAUCUGAACAAGAAUGUCAAAAAUAUUGUUUCUCCAAAAGAGAAGAAACUCCUCCCAUCUUGCACCAAGGAUCCAGCCAAACCACCUGCAAAAACUCAGGUUGUGGGUUGGCCACCAGUUCGAUCUUAUCGCAAGAAUAUAAUGGCCCAGAAAAACCCAAGUGAGGAAAAUGAGAAGGCGAGCGGCAGCAGUGCAGCGUUUGUGAAGGUUUGCAUGGAUGGAGCUCCAUAUCUUCGUAAGGUGGACUUGAAGAUGUACAAGAGCUACCAAGAGCUCUCUGAUGCAUUGGCCAAGAUGUUCAGCUCCUUCACCAUGGGUAAUUAUGGAAGCCAAGGGAUGAUAGAUUUCAUGAAUGAAAGCAAGCUGAUGGAUCUCCUGAACAGCUCUGAGUAUGUGCCAACCUAUGAAGAUAAGGAUGGCGACUGGAUGCUCGUGGGCGAUGUUCCAUGGGAGAUGUUUGUUGACUCAUGCAAGCGCCUGCGCAUAAUGAAAGGAUCUGAAGCCAUUGGGCUAGCUCCAAGAGCAAUGGAGAAGUGCAAGAAGCAGAACCUGAAUUAAUUAACCAUGGUUUAAUUACUUUAUAUUUGUGGCUUGCUGGUCUUAAUUGUUAAGUACUCCCAUAUAUCCUAGCUAGCUCCAAGACUAAAACCAUUAAACCAAGAAAUUGCAGAGAAAAAGAUGGAUGGAUUGAGCUAGCUGGGUACCUGUUUUCUAUGGAUGUGUUGUCUGUAUUUUUAUCAUCUGAUGAUGGUAUAUAGAUAUCAAAGAUCUAGACAUUUGUAAUGGACAAGAAGCAAUAAACUGAAACCUAGUGUCUGCAGGCUUAAUGUUUAUUGCUAAUUUCUGGCUUGUUUAGUAAUCACCUUGUGAAUCUUUCUUUUUU
Messenger RNA from Mangifera indica (mango), 1249 nucleotides. Its product is annotated as auxin-responsive protein IAA14-like. Gene Ontology annotation, cellular component: nucleus. Gene Ontology annotation, biological process: regulation of DNA-templated transcription. Gene Ontology annotation, molecular function: protein binding. The record is from RefSeq and is a predicted model, not a curated record. The transcript is spliced from 5 exons. NCBI's taxonomy places the organism in Eukaryota, Viridiplantae, Streptophyta, Magnoliopsida, Sapindales, Anacardiaceae. Bases 178 to 924 code for a protein of 248 amino acids.